AUGAAGACUUGGGUUUUCUUGCUAUUCUGGACAAUGAUUCCGAUCGUGGCCAUGGCCAAUGGUCCGCCCGAGGAGCCGUUCAUUAUGUGGGACAAUAGAGAUGCAACACUCGAGUAUAUCGAAGACACCAAACACAUGUGCACCACUGUGCAAAUCAUCCCAGGCACUCAUAACAAAUACGACGUCUCCGAAAUGAUCACUACCACUUGCCAAGCUCUGACCGAGGCAACAGGACACUAUCUGAGCCCUCCAGAAAUCGAAGAACGAUUCAAGCGAGACACCACAAACAAUUCUGAAUUGAACAAAGCGAUCAGAGUGUGGAAAAAGUUUAAAAACUCAAUGGGCUUCAAAGAGAUAGAAGAAAUUACUGAUGAGGAUAGGAAGGCGUUCAUGAAGGAAAUUUCAAAAGAUUUGCGCCGUCUCUUGGCUAAAGAUGAGCUUGUCACCUCCGACUACUACGAGCUCAAAAAUAUUCUUCAAUGGAAUAUUACGUCGCUUUCGGAGUACUUUGGAUACCCUCCUAAUCGAGACCAUGACGCAUGGGCAAUUAUGACCCACAAACAGCUGCAGUGUAACAAAGAAAAUCAGUUGGAGAUGUACGCAUGUGGUGAUGUCAACAAACGGAGACAGUUGGGUCGCUACAAAAUUGUGAUUCCAAUAGGAAAAUUUUCCGAGAGUGGAACCAUUUACAAGUUCCGCAACAUUUCCCAGUUCGCUGUCGAAAUUGGAGAUAAAAUUAUUUCGGCUGACUCCUGCCACAGACUCAGGUCCCUUAUUCGCUGCAAAGUGUCCAAAAAGAACAAAUGCUCAGUUACCAAUUACAAGGAUUGUGACCAAGAAGUGUUCCUGACACCAAGCCAAACUCUGACCAGAUAUUUUGCGAAUGGCAUUAUCAUUGUUGCAUCAAACACAGAGGUUUAUGGAACGGUGGUCAACGGAGUCCAUGGGAUGAGACAUAUGGAAAACUCAAAGCACAUCUUUAUGAUUGCUGCCAAGACCGAUUUCAUAGUUGUCAACGAGAAUAUCAUCUAUGGAAACUCCUGCAAAACCACGGUUCUCUUCCCGAUUUCUCACAACGUGGACAAUCUCACCGUCACUCACGAUGACCUCGACAAACUGCAUUCCCUCCUCGGAGAACAUCUGGAAAUCUCGGCACAUCGGCAACUUCUCGAACCACGAGCCAUCGGUUACAUCAAACAGAUCAUCAUUUGGGGAAUCGGCUUGCUUGUGAUCCUCUCCAUCGUUUUCUUCGGUAUUUACUUCUAUGUUCACCAGAGAUCUGCGUCAAAGGAUGUGAAAGGGAACUCCGAAGAGUGUGAGAUGGUCAACUGA
Messenger RNA from Caenorhabditis briggsae, 1332 nucleotides. The record is from RefSeq and is a predicted model, not a curated record. The coding region runs from base 1 to 1332 and encodes 443 amino acids. The transcript has 6 exons. NCBI's taxonomy places the organism in Eukaryota, Metazoa, Nematoda, Chromadorea, Rhabditida, Rhabditidae.